Messenger RNA from Rhinocladiella mackenziei CBS 650.93, 957 nucleotides. RefSeq lists its product as uncharacterized. Bases 1 to 957 code for a protein of 318 amino acids. The record is from RefSeq and is a predicted model, not a curated record. NCBI's taxonomy places the organism in Eukaryota, Fungi, Ascomycota, Eurotiomycetes, Chaetothyriales, Herpotrichiellaceae. The transcript has a single exon.
AUGCCUUCCCUCCCUUUGGAGCCGGUCCUCAUCCACGACUUUCCGUUGGGGACUUAUGUGAACUCCCUCGCCAUCCGCAAACAAGAUGGCGACAUCUUGGUAACGCUGGCCAGCAUUCCCCAAGUCUACCUCAUCUCUACCCGCGACGAAUUUGAAGCCACCAAGGUUGCCACUAUCCCAGGGGUUCAAGCUGCCCUCAGCAUUGUGGAAACACAAGUCAACGAGUUUUAUGUUGUCGCGGGCAACCUUUCCGUCACAGAAAAAACGUCCGAGAAGGGCUCCUAUUCGGUUUGGAAGCUGGACAUGAGAAAGAAAGACCGCUCGGUCGAACCAGCCAAGGUUGCCGAUGUCACGGAUGCUGCCCUGCUCGACAAAGCUACUCCGCUGGACUCCACCCGUUUGUUGAUCCCCGACAGUAUACUAGGGUCCGUUUGGAUGCUCAACAUCAAGUCGGGCCAGUCCCGCGUGGUUCUGAAUGACACGGCCAGCAUGUCACCAGUGACACCUAGCGGAGUUGGUAUCAAUUCUGUCGGCAUACAUGGAGAUUUCCUGUACUACGACAAUUCCCAGAAAGGGUCGAUCAGCCGGGUCCCCAUAGACCUACAAACCGCCACUCCCGUCGGCCCGGUGGAGCCCCUGUUCCAGAACAACGACACUGUGUUUGCUCAAGGAUUUGCGUUCCGCGGAAAUAGCCUUUGGCUCGCAAAUGGCUUCGACGAAAUCAACUUGUUCUCUGGCGCCACAUCACCGCAGAUAUCCACUCCCUUAGCUACCGAAGUGGUUGCGGGAAGUCCGAACGAGACGACUUUUGUGGGUCCCAGUGAUUGUAAGUUUGGAAGGAAACCUCUGGAUCUAAAACGUGGAAGUCUUUACGUUACCACCACAGGGAAAUCUAGUGAAGGAUACGUCUAUGGUGGUUCAUUGUUCAGAGUGGAUCUUGGUCCUCAUUUGUCAUAG